AUGAAACCAUUAAAUAACACUUUAAGAUCUUCUAGAGUAAAUAAAACUGAUUCUCAUCAAUUAGAAUUGGAGUAUUUAAAUCAAAAAAUAUUUGAACGAUACCGCCCAUUAAUGGUCAUUGAUGAUGAUGAAAAUCAAACAUUAAAUAGAUUGGUAAAUAAUGUUGAUAUUGAUUUAUCAUAUAAAAUACUAAAAUUGUGUGUUGAAGAUGGGGUGUUAGUUAACAAAUCAUCUCCCAGUGUUGUGGCUGAACAAAGAAAAUUUCAGUCAAUAAAAAGAUUCAUUGAACAACUUCCUGAAGACCCUCUUAUUGAACAAUCAAAAACAAUUCAUCAAUUAAUUGAUAAAACGAACGAAGUUUUAGAAAAGUAUUGCAAUGAAAUCAAUUUAUCAAAUCCGAUAACAUCAAAUGAUUUAUUGCAGUAUUCUUUAAUAACAAAAAAAUAUCAAAAAGUAUUAAAUUGA
This is a messenger RNA of Entamoeba dispar SAW760, 465 nucleotides long. RefSeq lists its product as uncharacterized. NCBI's taxonomy places the organism in Eukaryota, Evosea, Mastigamoebida, Endamoebidae. Bases 1 to 465 code for a protein of 154 amino acids. The transcript has a single exon. The record is from RefSeq and is a predicted model, not a curated record.